Prosopis cineraria is the source of this 1472-nucleotide messenger RNA. RefSeq lists its product as uncharacterized. The transcript is spliced from 4 exons. The coding region runs from base 297 to 1145 and encodes 282 amino acids. The record is from RefSeq and is a predicted model, not a curated record. Lineage: Eukaryota; Viridiplantae; Streptophyta; Magnoliopsida; Fabales; Fabaceae.
GAGUAUCUGAUGGCGGAUGAGUUCGCGUCUGAAAUCGCCGACGGCUUAGCGUAUGUGGCCGGUCACGACGAUGAAUCCAGACCUGUAAUGAUUUUCCGGAUGAAGCAGGACUACCGUAAGUCACGUUCUCAGAAACUGUAAGUUUCACUGCGAUCCCAUUUUCCCGCUUGCCAAACAGGAAAUUUCACACUCCAAGAAAUUAAUUACCGAACAAACUUUGGUUUGAUUUUUACUUUUGGGAACUUCGAAGGUUCAUUCGUUUGUUGGUGUUCACAUUGGAGGUGGCCAUUUCAACGAUGAACAGAAACGUAAAUCAAUUCGUCAUCUUGUUCGAUGCAAGUUUUUACAGGUCAGCAUCAGGUUUUAUGAACGUAUUGGUGGGGGCACUGAAAAUUGUGGGAGACUAUUAUCCUGGUCGGCUACACAAGGCCUUCGUAAUAGAUCCCCCUUCACUGUUUUCUUGUCUGUGGAAGGGUGUUCGACCGUUCAUUGAGCUUUCAACGGUCACGAUGAUGGUAUCGUCGUUGGACUUUGAAGAAACACUUGACAUAAACGACAUCGUAUCAUGUCCCCGAGCGUCAUCUCUGCGAUUUAGUCCGUCGGUAGCUAAGUCAACGGCUAGGGUUGGCUCGUGCUCAUCCUCACGAUUUGCCUUUACAGUGUCCCAUAAUUCGCUCCAGCCUUGGUACCUCAGCCUAUCUGACACGUCAGCCUCCAAGGUGGGACCCACAGGCCCCUCACCUAGGCAUGUGGGCCCCUCACUCAUCUCCCCGCUCAAUGCUCGAUCCUAUUCAUUCGCAUCGCCUAUUGCUCGUGGCUACCCACGUGGAGAUAUCAACGACGGAGGAUUGAUAAGACGAAACACAUUGUCGUCUACUCCCAUGCCACAACGCGUUACAGAUAGAGAGGCUACCAAGAGGCCCCACUCUUUCUUCCAGUCACCAGCCAUUUUCUUUCGAAGAGAUUGCCAUGUUCGCGGAAACGACAAGUCUCGAGAUGAAUUCUUGCCGUUUUUAAAGUUUUAUAGAAGGCCGUACAAUGAGAUGAUUUACAGGUCAAAGAUGAGGCCCCCACUAGGUGGCCUCAUCUCGAUUGUGUCCCCACAAUUAAGAAGGUGUCAUGUUUCGGUGUCUCGGCGUUUAUGAGUACAAAGAAAUGUAACUAUUUGGUAUCGUAGUAUUAUUACAUUAAUGUAAAAUUAAUCUUUGUAUGCUUGAAAUUUUGACCCACUGAACCCCCGAUUCUUUAAUUAUGACUCGAUGUAAUUUAAUAGUUGAAGUUUUAACUCACGCAUAAGUUACUCCCUAAACUUUCUCCAUAUUGCUAUGACCCUCGACCUCCAAACCUUGUGUCCAUAUUCUCCAUAUUCAAACAAAGGAAUCUGCAAAUGGGGGCAUGAGAGGAAGUGAAGACUAUGUAUGCCGCUGCUUUGGUUGUCUCAGAGCUUUUGACGCCUUCCAAGGCCCUUCUCC